AUUCAUUUCAUCAUCCAAAGAUCAUACCACUCUGUGAUCGACUACAUCGGACAUAUGCUCCUUCUUCUUCUAUCAAUUAGUUGGCCUGAAUUGGACGAGGAAGUGCUAACAGCUAGCUGGGACCGAGCAGCCGUCAACAGUCAAAAUAGCUGCUUUUAUCCGGCGGUUUUCGCAGCAGACAGCGCGGCACUUUUGUAAAAGUACUUCUUUUAUACACAUUAAUGCUCAUGGAGGAGUCCGGGCUGCUGUCAUGUUGACCAGGCCGUUGAAUGUGGAGGCUUUUCCUUCCUGCAGGCGGAUGAUGUCGGCUAGUUUCGCCUGAGCUUCCCUCUCUCUGCUGCUGCUGCUGCUGCUUCUCUAGUUGGCUGUUGUUGAAAACGUAGGUCGGGGAAUGAUGAUGCACAGUGCAGCAGCAUCCCAGGACCCCUCGCAGGGUACAGGGGAACGGGGGGAGCUGGUACACUCGUUAUCCAAAGAGACUCCUGGGUCCCCAGACGCCUCUGAGUUGGGGAGCCCGCGGUCUACCCCCAACUUUGACCUACUCAACAUGGUUGUGUCCUAUAAGAGAAUGGCACUGUUCCUAGAACCAGUUGCAGAUGUGGUGGAGCUGGCACGCUUCCUGCUCGGAUGGAAGAUGCCCGUGUGCUCUCUGCUUGUCUGUAUAUUCCUCAAUGUCUUCUUCUGCACUGUUAAUGAAGUGGGUUGGUUCUCAGUGGGUGUGGUGGCAGUGACAGUGCCUGCUGCCCUGGGUUACCUGCAGGACAGGUGCGUGGGCAGAUCCUCGGAAGCGGAGCUCCAGAAGAGGCGCUAUCAUGCUGUACAUCGCAGAGACCUGCAGACAGUGCACCUCACUAAACAGGAGGCUAUGCUGGAAGUCAAAGACCUGUUGAAGCACCUGGAUGACAUGCUGUCCUCUGCCUGUCAGUCAGCUGAAACUCUUUACAAGGUCCUGUACUGGGACAAUCACACCAAGUCAUCAAGGUUCUAUGGAGGCAUUUUAAUAGUGUUGAGUCUGCUCUAUGUCGCUCCUGUGGGCUGGGUGCUUGCCGGGCUCAACAGCGCCAUCUUCCUGUGGAACAGAGACUUCUGCAGAGUUUUGUUGGACCUUAGGAAGCUGUUCCAUGUGGGCCAGGUCCAGGCCUCAGAGGUGACAUGUGAAGAACAUGAACAGGGCAACAUAUUGGACAGAACCCCCACACCAACUAGUCUGGAGGAUCUGUCUCCCGGCAGUGUGGAGGAAGCUGAGGAGGCAGAGCCUGAUGAUGAAUUUAAGGAUGCUAUUGAGGAAAAUGCAAUUUCCCUGCAGGAGGAUGAUGAUGGGCCGCUUGGAGCUCCUGAGUAUGACACCAUCUCUGAAAAUGGUCUCCUCAGUCGCAACGAACCAAUACGCAGCAAAGUGUCCAAGCUGACAGAGAAACUGCGUAAACGCUACCCCACCACCAGCACAGGCAACUGUUCUAGCUGCAAUGCCGUCUUCUCAGUGCUGAAGAAAAGGAGGAACUGCAGUAACUGUGGCAACAGCUUUUGUUCCCGAUGCUGCUCUUUCAAAGUGCUGAGAUCUUGCAUGGGAGCAACAGCUCCAGAGGCCCAGAGAGAGACUGUGUUUGUUUGUGCUGCCUGUAAUUCCUCUCUCAUCAAGUUACAAUGAGAUGGCAUGUCAGUCUUGUCUCUCUUGGGAGGUCAUCCACCGUUUGCACCUGAGCCCUUCAACAAGUUACUGAAACCCUAACACAAGCCUUGGUUUUCAACUUUGAGCACUCAUAUCUGUUCAGAUACCUCCCAUAUUGAACACCAAGAACCUUUCUGCCUUUUCCAGUUGCAUCCCUCCUUAGCUAUUCGUGUUGCCUAUAGGACUUCUACUGUAAUAUGUUAGAUAUUUCCUGUUUCAGUUCUCAAUGAAAAACUGGACCUUAUGGAUCAAUGAGACUUACUACAGAGCACAAUGGCUCUAAAAUUAAAGGACCUUAUUUUUGCCCUUUGCUGAGCAGAAGGAAGUGCAAAGCAUGCAGGGUGGAGGCCAGGAUUGGGCUGGCGCUGUUGAGUGUAACAGAUAAGCUUACAGGAUGUCAGUGGUUUUGCUUUUACGUGCUUCGGCUUGCCACAAAGUUGAUCAGACUUGAAUGCUGAUAUCUUAAAAUGCAGCCCUGUGUAGCAGUUCAACUGUGGGGACUUUUCUGUAUGAUCAAGAAUUGUAUAAAUUUAGCAUAUUUUUAGAUUGGUGAUGAAUUUGACGUGAGGAUGGCUGUGUACUCCAAACUAUUUUGAAUUCUCUGUGUUCUGAUGAACAAAAUCAUGGAUGUACGACCAAAAGAAGCUUUGUAUUUGGCUUUGAUUGCCACAAUGUGCGCAGGCUGGCCAGCCAAACUUUUUUUUCACAUACUCAACCCCCCAAUCCACUUGCAGCUGGUCACCAAUGUCAGCUGAUUAAUUCUGAGUUUGUCCAAGUCUUCAAGGCCAGUGGUUUUGGUUUACUUCUUGUGUUACUAGUUGUCUGCACCCGUUGCAACCUAUGUGCUCCUCCUGUUGGCAUGCACAUUAUUUGAGAGACCUCAAGGCUGUAAGUAUGCUGGUAUUUGCCCACAGAGCCAUCUUCAAGAGCAUGUUGUGCAAACUCUAAAUUUGAUUUCAAGUGCGGUUCUGCCAGUGAAAUACAGGAAUACUCACUGUGACUCGUGAGUGAGGUUUACUUAUUUCCCACCAGCUAGAGGAGCUUAGGCACAAAGGGAGCAGACAUUACAUGCUGUGAGACUAUGAUAACUCUAUGGCAGUAAACUGAAAAUGCAUGGCCUGCAAUGAAUCACAUUAUGUCUGACAUGUUGCCAGUGAUGGUGUACUGGAGUAAAAAUAUGGACAAAGCUUCUCGUAAUGAUCAAAUUGGUGCUUCAUUUUGGUCGUCAUUUUUCGUAUGUGGACAUGUGAAAUGAGCUUUUUGGAGUAUAACAGCAGCCUAAAAGUCUCCUCGAGCUACAGGUCCUUGGAACCCAUGUUUUACCUCUAACUGGAUCAAAGUCAGCCCAACUGGAGUUAAGUCAUUUGAAUGGGCUGCACAACCAACUUAAACUGUCAGCAGAGCCUCACACUCUUGCAAGCAGGACUUAAAAGAAUUGGUGUGGUGGCAUUGUAACCCAAGAAGUGGAUCCUAGAUGCAACGUUGUUUUAAUCAUGAUUCAGACACAGAUGAUUGUAAUUGUAUGCUUUGCUUUUAUUGUAAUCAUAUAUAAACUGUUACUGUAAAUUGUUCUAUAUCUAAUAUAUUUAAUUUAAAACUCCAAAAGUCCAAGUAAUUAUUUGACCUAAUGAUUCAUUCUGUAUAUAAUGGCCCUUAUUUUAUGGUUGAAAUAUGCCAAUAUUGAAAUAAACUCUGUGAUGAUUUGAUUAACUCAAA
Molecule: messenger RNA, 3385 nt
Organism: Thunnus maccoyii (southern bluefin tuna)
Lineage: Eukaryota; Metazoa; Chordata; Actinopteri; Scombriformes; Scombridae
Gene: zfyve27
Product: zinc finger, FYVE domain containing 27
Exons: 13
Coding region: 392-1648 (418 amino acids)
Biological process (GO): positive regulation of axon extension; endoplasmic reticulum tubular network formation; vesicle-mediated transport
Cellular component (GO): endoplasmic reticulum tubular network; growth cone membrane
Molecular function (GO): metal ion binding
Source: RefSeq, a predicted model, not a curated record